Molecule: messenger RNA, 450 nt
Organism: Wyeomyia smithii (pitcher-plant mosquito)
Lineage: Eukaryota; Metazoa; Arthropoda; Insecta; Diptera; Culicidae
Exons: 1
Coding region: 1-450 (149 amino acids)
Molecular function (GO): zinc ion binding; nucleic acid binding
Source: RefSeq, a predicted model, not a curated record
AUGCAUACCGACCAGGAAAUCGUCGAGGAAAUGAAAGACAUACACGUUAUUGAUGUCAAACGAAUCAAGCGCCGUAAGGGUGAUCAGUAUGAAGACUCAGGAGCAUUCAUUCUAACGUUCAAUCUCGGAACCCUCCCUGGUUCCAUAGAUGCCGGUUUUCAUCGCUGUAAAGUCCGACAGUAUGUACCACCUCCAUUGCGUUGCAUGAACUGUCUGAAAUUUGGCCAUAAGAAGGAUCAAUGCAAAGGAAAUCAAGUUUGUGCUAACUGCGCCAGUUUAUACCACGGUAAGACUGAAUGCCAACAAAAAACCACGUGUGUUGUUUGCCUGGAAGACCACCACGCCUUAUCUAAGAACUGUCCAGUAUACAUCGAUGAACUCGAGAUCCAGCGACUAAGAGUAAUCGAAAAGAUCACUUAUCGUGAAGCAAGACAAAAGAGAAGAUCGUAA